UUAAACAAAAACAAAAUUGACAUCCCUAGUUCAAUCAGCCGCAGCAAAACAAAACGCGCGCGUCGUGAUUUUCUGAUGGUGAAAGCCGCCGUGUAAAAAUUGUGAAUGUUGAAUCCUCAGUAUUUUCGGUGUUUUCGUAGGAUAAUUUGUAUAAUGGAGACAAAAUCGCCAUAUUUCUCUCCGAAGAAGACCCGCAACUUCGCUAAACAACAGCAUGCUGGUCUCAAAGCUAUCGUGCUGCAAAAAUCCGUAACUGCCGAAGGCGGUACCAGUGGGAUUAAUGCCCCCGUUAAAGCCUCCAUUGCUGUGCCAGAGAUUAAACUUGAACAAUUGGCUCCGGAAGCUCCAGAUCGCAAACGUCGCCAAAAAAAGAAACCAAUAAAAAUUGAAACCAGUCCGGAUCGAUCAGAAUCUUGCGCUAACGGUUUUCCCGGAGAACGGACACCAACCAAAAAGGACCAGGCUCCAUUUGAUGACAGUGGAAUAAAAACUGAAGCACCUGCGUUGGAAAGCGAUGGCACAGCUAAGCAAUCGAAAUGGGAACCGGAAAAUUGGCGCCUAGCGUUGGACAACAUUCGCCAAAUGCGCCAGAUGAUGCCGGCUCCGGUGGAUACCAUGGGCUGCGAUCAGUUCAAAGACGAUUACAGCGUUCCGGCCAAAAUUCGACGGUUCCACACCUUGGUCUCCCUGAUGCUGUCCAGCCAAACGAAAGAUCAGGUCAACUUUGAGUGCAUGCAGCGACUGCGAAAACAUGGGCUUACUCCAGAGAAUGUGAUCGCAACGGAUGUGGCUGUUUUGGAGAAGCUAAUCUAUCCCGUGAGCUUUUAUAAGAAUAAAGCCAAGUUCAUCAAUCAAACGUCGCAGAUCCUGGUGGAUUCCUUCGAUGGUGACAUCCCGGAUACCAUCGAGGGUCUGCUAAAGCUGCCGGGCGUGGGCAAAAAGAUGGCUCACCUGUGCAUGCGAUCGGCGUGGAAUGUUGUGACCGGCAUCGGAGUGGAUACUCACGUUCAUCGUAUCUGCAACUGGCUCCGUUGGGUUCCGAAGGAAACCAAAAGCCCCGAAGACACACGGCUAGCGCUGGAGAAGUGGUUACCGUUUGAACUGUGGCAGGAGGUGAACCAGCUGUUGGUUGGGUUCGGUCAAACGGUAUGUCCAGCCACCAAUCCGUACUGCAACGAGUGCCUGAAUGCGGCCAUUUGCCCCGCGAAGGGGAAGCAUGGCAUACGGAAGACACCCAUCAAGAGGGAGAUCAAGACAGAGGCGUUGGAGUUUUGAGCUGUGGCGGUAAGUUUUUCUUUUUUUUGGGAGCUUAUAUUUGUUGUUAUUUUUACGAUGCAUUUAUCACCCAUGAGUACAAAUUCAGUUGUUUUAUGUAUAGUUUUUUUUUCGGAAA
Molecule: messenger RNA, 1393 nt
Organism: Aedes albopictus (Asian tiger mosquito)
Lineage: Eukaryota; Metazoa; Arthropoda; Insecta; Diptera; Culicidae
Gene: Nthl1
Product: endonuclease III-like protein 1
Exons: 3
Coding region: 106-1275 (389 amino acids)
Biological process (GO): nucleotide-excision repair; base-excision repair; base-excision repair, AP site formation
Cellular component (GO): nucleus
Molecular function (GO): oxidized pyrimidine nucleobase lesion DNA N-glycosylase activity; DNA-(apurinic or apyrimidinic site) endonuclease activity; DNA binding
Source: RefSeq, a predicted model, not a curated record